Molecule: messenger RNA, 6047 nt
Organism: Peromyscus maniculatus bairdii (prairie deer mouse)
Lineage: Eukaryota; Metazoa; Chordata; Mammalia; Rodentia; Cricetidae
Gene: Cacna1s
Product: calcium voltage-gated channel subunit alpha1 S
Biological process (GO): calcium ion import across plasma membrane
Cellular component (GO): voltage-gated calcium channel complex; membrane
Molecular function (GO): high voltage-gated calcium channel activity
Source: RefSeq, a predicted model, not a curated record
AGGCCCAGUCCCCAAGGUGGGGGCAUUGGGGACACAGGCAGGAGAGGGCCGUGGGCUGGGGGAGAAGGGAGAAGAGGGGUGUCAGGGAAGCCAUGGAGCCGUCCUCACCCCAGGAUGAGGGCCUGAGGAAGAAACAGCCCAAGAAACCUGUUCCUGAGAUUCUGCCGAGGCCACCCCGAGCCUUGUUCUGCUUGACUCUCCAGAACCCCCUCAGGAAGGCCUGCAUCAGCAUCGUGGAGUGGAAACCCUUCGAGACCAUCAUCUUGCUGACCAUCUUUGCCAACUGCGUGGCCCUGGCAGUGUACCUGCCCAUGCCUGAAGAUGACAACAACACUCUGAACCUUGGCCUGGAGAAACUGGAAUACUUCUUCCUCAUCGUCUUCUCCAUCGAGGCCGCCAUGAAGAUUAUAGCCUACGGCUUCCUAUUCCAUCAGGAUGCUUACCUGCGCAGUGGCUGGAACGUGCUCGACUUCAUCAUUGUCUUUCUGGGUGUCUUCACUGUGAUUCUGGAACAAGUUAACAUUAUCCAGACCAACACGGCCCCCCUGAGCAGCAAAGGAGCCGGCUUGGAUGUGAAGGCCCUCCGAGCUUUCCGUGUGCUCAGACCCCUUCGGCUGGUGUCAGGGGUGCCCAGCCUUCAGGUGGUCCUCAACUCCAUCUUCAAGGCCAUGCUCCCCCUGUUCCACAUUGCCCUGCUCGUCCUCUUCAUGGUCAUCAUCUAUGCCAUCAUUGGGCUGGAGCUCUUCAAGGGCAAGAUGCACAAGACAUGCUACUUCAUUGGGACAGACAUCGUGGCCACAGUGGAGAACGAGAAGCCAUCGCCCUGUGCUAGAACCGGCUCGGGGCGGCCCUGCACCAUCAACGGCAGUGAGUGCCGAGGAGGCUGGCCGGGACCCAACCAUGGCAUCACCCACUUCGACAACUUCGGCUUCUCCAUGCUCACCGUGUACCAAUGCAUCUCCAUGGAGGGGUGGACCGAUGUCCUAUACUGGGUCAACGAUGCCAUCGGAAAUGAGUGGCCCUGGAUCUAUUUUGUCACCCUCAUUCUGUUGGGCUCCUUCUUCAUCCUCAACCUGGUGCUGGGUGUCCUGAGCGGGGAGUUCACGAAGGAGCGGGAGAAGGCCAAGUCCAGGGGAACCUUCCAAAAGCUCCGGGAGAAGCAGCAGCUAGAGGAGGACCUUCGAGGCUACAUGAGCUGGAUCACACAGGGCGAGGUCAUGGACGUGGAGGACCUGAGAGAAGGCAAGCUGUCUUUGGAUGAAGGGGGCUCGGACACAGAGAGCUUGUACGAAAUCGAGGGCUUGAACAAAAUCAUUCAGUUCAUUCGGCACUGGAGGCAGUGGAACCGUGUCUUCCGCUGGAAGUGCCAUGACCUGGUGAAAUCCAAGGUCUUCUAUUGGCUGGUGAUCCUGAUCGUCGCCCUCAACACCCUGUCUAUUGCCUCAGAGCACCAUAACCAGCCACUGUGGCUGACCCAUUUGCAAGAUAUCGCCAACCGUGUGCUGCUGGCCCUCUUCACCAUUGAGAUGCUGAUGAAGAUGUAUGGGCUGGGCCUGCGCCAGUACUUCAUGUCCGUGUUCAACCGCUUCGACUGCUUCGUGGUGUGCAGCGGCAUCCUGGAGAUUCUCUUGGUGGAGUCGGGAGCCAUGACGCCCCUGGGCAUCUCCGUGCUCCGCUGCAUCCGGCUCCUGAGGCUCUUCAAGAUCACCAAGUACUGGACAUCCCUGAGCAACCUGGUGGCGUCGCUGCUCAACUCCAUCCGCUCCAUCGCCUCUCUGCUGCUGCUUCUCUUCCUCUUCAUCAUCAUCUUCGCCCUGCUGGGCAUGCAGCUCUUUGGAGGCAGGUAUGACUUCGAAGACACAGAAGUCCGGCGCAGCAACUUCGACAACUUCCCCCAGGCCCUCAUCAGUGUCUUCCAGGUCCUGACAGGCGAAGACUGGAACUCUGUGAUGUACAAUGGCAUCAUGGCCUACGGAGGCCCCUCCUACCCUGGCGUGCUUGUGUGCAUUUACUUCAUCAUCCUUUUCGUCUGUGGCAACUACAUCCUGCUCAACGUCUUCCUGGCCAUCGCUGUGGACAACCUGGCAGAGGCGGAGAGUCUGACUUCUGCCCAGAAGGCCAAGGCCGAGGAGAGAAAGCGCAGGAAGAUGUCUAAGGGGCUCCCAGACAAGUCAGAAGAAGAGAAGUCCACGAUGGCUAAGAAACUGGAGCAGAAGUUCAAGGGUGAAGGCAUCCCCACCACCGCCAAGCUGAAAAUUGAUGAGUUCGAAUCUAACGUCAAUGAGGUGAAAGACCCCUACCCUUCGGCUGACUUCCCAGGGGACGACGAGGAAGACGAGCCUGAGAUCCCCAUAAGCCCCCGGCCACGCCCUCUGGCCGAGCUGCAGCUGAAAGAGAAAGCCGUGCCCAUUCCAGAGGCCAGCUCCUUCUUCAUCUUCAGCCCCACCAAUAAGAUCCGUGUCCUUUGUCACCGCAUUGUUAAUGCCACCUGGUUCACCAACUUCAUCCUGCUCUUCAUCCUGCUCAGUAGUGCUGCGCUGGCCGCUGAGGACCCCAUCCGGGCCGAGUCCAUGAGGAACCAGAUCCUUGAGUAUUUUGACUACGUGUUCACUGCAGUUUUCACCGUGGAGAUUGUCCUUAAGAUGACCACCUACGGAGCCUUCCUGCACAAAGGCUCCUUUUGCCGAAACUACUUCAACAUCCUGGACCUGCUGGUGGUGGCGGUGUCGCUCAUUUCUAUGGGCCUCGAGUCCAGCGCCAUCUCUGUGGUGAAGAUCCUGAGAGUUUUGAGGGUGCUGCGGCCCCUCCGAGCUAUCAACAGAGCCAAAGGGUUGAAGCACGUGGUACAGUGCGUGUUUGUCGCCAUCCGCACCAUCGGGAACAUCGUCCUGGUCACCACCCUCCUGCAGUUCAUAUUUGCCUGCAUCGGAGUCCAGCUUUUCAAGGGCAAGUUCUACAGCUGCAAUGACCUAUCCAAGAUGACGGAGAAGGAGUGCAGGGGCUACUACUACAUCUACAAGGACGGAGACCCCACCCAGAUAGAGCUGCGUCCCCGCCAGUGGAUGCACAAUGACUUCCACUUCGACAACGUGCUCUCGGCCAUGAUGUCACUCUUCACAGUCUCCACCUUCGAGGGCUGGCCUCAGCUACUGUACAAGGCCAUAGACUCCAAUGAGGAGGACACAGGCCCCAUCUACAACAACCGGGUGGAGAUGGCCAUCUUCUUCAUCAUCUACAUCAUCCUCAUCGCCUUCUUCAUGAUGAACAUCUUCGUGGGCUUCGUCAUCGUCACCUUCCAGGAACAGGGGGAGACGGAGUAUAAGAACUGCGAGCUGGACAAGAACCAGCGCCAAUGUGUACAGUAUGCCCUGAAGGCCCGCCCACUGAGGUGUUACAUCCCCAAAAACCCAUACCAGUAUCAGGUGUGGUACGUCGUCACUUCCUCCUACUUUGAAUACCUGAUGUUUGCCCUCAUCAUGCUCAACACUAUCUGCUUAGGCAUGCAGCAUUACAACCAGUCGGAACAGAUGAACCACAUCUCAGACAUUCUCAACGUGGCCUUCACCAUCAUCUUCACCCUGGAGAUGGUCCUCAAGCUCAUCGCGUUCAAGCCCAGGGGCUAUUUUGGAGACCCCUGGAAUGUGUUUGACUUCCUGAUCGUCAUCGGCAGCAUCAUUGAUGUCAUCCUGAGUGAGAUCGAUACUUUCCUGGCCUCCAGCGGGGGACUGUAUUGCCUGGGUGGAGGCUGCGGGAACGUUGACCCAGAUGAGAGCGCCCGCAUCUCCAGUGCCUUCUUCCGCCUGUUCCGGGUCAUGAGACUGAUCAAGCUGCUGAGCCGGGCCGAGGGUGUGCGCACCCUGCUGUGGACAUUCAUCAAGUCCUUCCAGGCCCUGCCGUACGUGGCCUUGCUCAUUGUCAUGCUCUUCUUCAUCUACGCAGUCAUCGGCAUGCAGAUGUUCGGGAAGAUCGCCAUGGUGGACGGGACACAGAUUAACCGGAACAACAACUUCCAGACUUUCCCUCAAGCUGUGUUGCUGCUCUUCAGGUGUGCCACAGGAGAAGCCUGGCAAGAGAUCCUGCUGGCCUGCAGCUACGGGAAGCUGUGUGACCCAGAGUCAGACUACGCCCCGGGCGAGGAGUACACGUGUGGUACCAACUUUGCCUACUAUUACUUCAUCAGCUUCUACAUGCUCUGCGCCUUCCUGAUCAUUAACCUCUUCGUGGCUGUCAUCAUGGACAACUUUGACUACCUCACAAGGGACUGGUCCAUUCUGGGCCCUCACCACCUGGAUGAGUUCAAGGCCAUCUGGGCCGAGUAUGACCCGGAGGCUAAGGGCAGAAUCAAGCACCUGGAUGUGGUGACCCUGCUGAGGAGGAUCCAGCCCCCUCUGGGCUUCGGGAAGUUCUGCCCACACAGGGUAGCAUGUAAGAGGCUGGUGGGUAUGAACAUGCCCCUGAACAGCGACGGUACAGUCACCUUCAAUGCCACACUCUUCGCCCUGGUACGCACAGCCCUCAAGAUCAAGACAGAAGGCAACUUCGAACAAGCUAAUGAGGAGCUGAGAGCCAUCAUCAAAAAGAUCUGGAAAAGAACCAGCAUGAAGCUCCUGGACCAAGUCAUCCCUCCAAUAGGAGAUGACGAGGUGACGGUGGGGAAGUUCUAUGCCACAUUCCUCAUCCAGGAACACUUCCGGAAGUUCGUGAAGCGCCAGGAGGAAUAUUAUGGGUAUCGACCCAAAAAGGACACGGUUCAGAUACAGGCUGGAUUGCGGACCAUAGAGGAAGAGGCAGCUCCUGAGAUCCACCGCGCCAUCUCAGGAGACCUGACAGCAGAGGAGGAGCUGGAGAGAGCCAUGGUGGAGGCUGCCAUGGAGGAGGGGAUAUUCCGGAGGACUGGAGGCUUGUUUGGUCAAGUGGACAACUUCCUGGAAAGGACCAACUCCCUGCCCCCUGUCAUGGCCAACCAGAGACCCCUCCAGUUUGCUGAGAUAGAGAUGGAAGAACUGGAGUCACCCGUCUUCCUGGAGGACUUCCCCCAUAACCCAGGCACCCAUCCUCUGGCUCGCGCCAAUACCAACAAUGCCAAUGCCAAUGUUGCCUGUGGCAACAGCAACCAUGGAAACAGUCCAGUGUUUUCCAGCAUCCGCUAUGAACGGGAGUUCCUGGAAGAGGCAGACACACCUGCUCCCAGAGAAGGACCCUUCAGUCAGCCCUGCAGGGGCUCUGGACCUCACAGCAAGUCCCAUGAGGACAAAUCGAAAGGACUGAUGACCCAGAGAGAGAUGCCUGGAGGCCAGGUGCCUCCUUCCCCGUGCCAGUUCCUCCAGGCAGAGCCUCCUGUGCGGGAGGAGAGUGUGGGCUCCGUGCCAAGGUCUCUGGAAACACCCCACAGCAGGAACUUCGAGGAGAGCGUUCCCAGGAACUCAGCUGGCAGGUGCACAGCUCCAGCUACUGCCUUCCUGAUCCAGGAGGCUCUGGUUCAAGGAGGACUAGACUCCUUAGCAGCAGAUGCUAACUUUGUCAUGGCAACAGGCCAGGCCCUGGCGGAUGCCUGCCAGAUGGAACCAGAGGAAGUAGAGGUGGCAGCAACCGAGCUACUGAAGCGAGAAUCCCCAGAGGGCAGGGCCAUGCCCUGGGAGGCUUGAGCCUCAGGUCCUCCCUGGGCAGUCCAAACCAGCACCGGGACUCUCAGAAUGCACUUAUUCCUCCCAGGUGUGAGGCCUACCCAGAAUGCCACAGCUUAGAACUGCCAUGACCAAGGGCCAGAAGGCACUGGAAUGGAGAAGGGCUAGCCCAGCCCAGCAGCCUCCCCUCCCUCAGUAGCCAGCUGUGUGGACUGAGCAGCAGUGGUCAGGAACCACCUCAACCAGGCAGGAGGCCAUAGAUGGGCAGGUCGGGCCCUUCUCCUCACCAGCCAGAAGCAGGAUCUGGCAGAGCUUCUGACGUCAUUCACAAAGGCCUGAUCGGUGCCAGAGUCCAUCUGUCACAGAGCCACUCCAACCAGCUGGACAUUAAAGUCUCCAGGCCUGACACGGGCACCAGCCUUC